AUGCCGACCGAUCAAGAACAAAAUAUGGAGUCAAAUAUUCUAAAUAUGUAUCACCAGGCACGCUAUCGCACAAUUGAUCACAAUGUAAUACGUUCAAUGAGUGAGUCCCUAUCAUCUGAAGGCAGCUGUAAUCAAAAUAGUCCAGAAUACAUACAGGGUCAGGCUUCCAGUCAAUAUGAGGAGGAGAGCAAUGAGGGAGAAUAUUGGGAUGCUCAGGAUAGAAAUUUAUGGAGUCAGAAUCAAAAGAUAAACAUAACAAAAAGCCAUGACUCAAGUAUAGAUGAAGAGGUAGAUGUUCAAGAAAUAUCCAUAGAUGAAAAAAACCAAGAUUCAUCUGAUCAUGAGGAUGACCCAGACAUAAUGGAAGAUAACUCUUUGGUUGAGGGUGCAGAUUAUGAUGUCAUUCAAGUUUUCGCUGUGGACCCUGAUUUGGAUUUAGAAGUUUCCUCAGAAGAGGAUGAUGAAGUUCAUUCUGAUGAUGAGGAAAAUGAAGAUGAAGAAGAAUAUUUAAGUCCUCAAGAUAAACCAAACUAUACAGAGACUGAUAAUGUUUAUACAUACCAGCAGAACUCAAAAGAUAGUAUAUGUACAGACAAUUUAGGCAUUAAUUUAGACACUCCUGUUGUUUCAAAUGUCGAUGAAUAUUUUAUUAAAGAUAAAGAUAUAUUAGCAGUGAAGGAUGGACCCAUUGUAAAUGACGUAGAUGAGUAUUUUAUCAAAAAUGUAAAAGUACAUACUCAACCUUCUGUGGAAGAAGAUUUCUUAAUACCUGCUAAGUUGCCACACAAACCGGAUUUCACGAUAGAAAAAGGUGUGCCCAAUGUUGAGGAAUUUUUUGCCACUGUUGAUGUGAAUGAUGUUAAAGUAAUGGCAGUGGAAGAGAUGCCUGAGCAAGAAAUUGAAGCAGAGGUUCCCCUUAACGAAUCUGAUCUUGAAGUCUUGCCUAACAUUGAGGAUUUAAAACAAUAUUUGCUUGAAGACACACCAUAUUCGAAGCUAAAAAGCGCGCAACGAUCGUGCUCUGUGCCACAUUCGCCGAUGCGCAAUAUAUGCUUAGAUUUGGAUGCUAAAACUUGCCUAAGUUUUGAGGAUUUGAAUUUGGACUUAUCUGAUCUGUCAUUUGAAAAUUCUAAAGACAAAUCAAACAAUAGCUCCAAAAGUGAUGAUAUUCCGAGAACUUUAACUGAAGAAGAUGUAAAUAGCUUCUUAAUAACACCCGUAAAUGUUACAAAACCAAAACAGAAUGAUGACCUAAGUCCAUUAGACAUGGAGAUAGAUAAGCCUGUUGACUCAGUCAUUAGCACAAUUGAACAAACCAACUCUGUAAUACUACCUCAUGACAUCCCUAUUCAAGCUUUAAAGAACAGCUUAGAAGAAAUUCCUGCUAUAAAACCGGUUACACACAAUGAGCCUAAAAUAAAAAAAGAACAAGCUUCAAAUUUUAUGCCCAGUUACUUCACAGAUGAUUGCCAAAUUAAAACGACAUCAACGCCUAUUAAAAGAAAACCUCAAGCAACAAAAGUUACUUCCCAAGUAAAACCCACAGUACUGGAUUUUUGUAUAGAAAAAAAUAAUAUUGUACAAGAAGUUGAUACUAAAAUUACUGAAUUAGAGGAUUUUGUAGAUGUUGAGUCAUGCAACGAUAGUAUUAUGCCAGUACUAGAGGCCAACAAUUUAAAUUCUCUUCUCGAACAGUUUGAAGCAACUGAAAAGUUGAAUACAAACCCAAAGAAACCAGUAGUGAAAUUGGAUCUCAAGGGGAAAAAUCUGACCACUUUAACGAAUGGUACGCGUUUACAAGACGCUGGAGUACAAUUGAACAAAAAUAAAAUGAGGCAAAUCCUGAUGCCGUCGACUAUUAAUACUGAGGUCAGACGAUCUCCAAGCCCAGUGCACUCUGAUCACGAUUAUUGUUCAACUAAAAAACGCCACAGCCUUCCCAACAUCAAAGGCGGGCGAAGUUUGCUUAAACCUGAAGUCUUGUCCAGUAAUCAUAAGAUAUUAAGCUCUAGACAUAGGUCUUGUAAGGAUAAAAAAAUAGUGUACCACCAAAGUAGUGACGAAGAAGGUGAAAAGUUUAAAGACAUUAAGAAAAAACUAUUACCAAAUCGUUCUAGUGAUGACAGUGACAUUAAAAAGAGGCCUAGUUCUAAACAAACAUUAAAGACAUCCCCAAAUUCUAGUUAUCGGAAGAAGGUCUCCCCUGUGCGUUUUGUUUCGGACGAUAUUAUCGAUAAAAGUAACGAUUCUGUGAUGGUGAAAAAUGCUUCUAAAGCAAGUGAUACUGCUAGUAGUCAAAAUUCUAGUAUUAAGCUAACUAUUAAAAAUAAGUCUGAGGUUAUAAUUAAGAAAUGUGAUUCCAAGGACAAUCAUAAGGUAAAAAUUAUUGAAAAGGACAAAAGUAAUAGUCAACCAGCUGUAGGUAUUGAGGUAUGCAAAAAUUUGUCGGAGAUGUCAAAACAAAUCAUUGACAAAGACCAAAUGGUUAUUGAAGGAACUCAGGAGCUUUCCGACAAAGACAAAGCAGAGGAAUCAAAAGCUGAAGACUUUUACGUUACUCUUUUUCCGAACAAAAAAGAUGUCCAAAUUCCUCAAGCUGUUUUAAAAAAUAGCGAAAAGAGAAGCCAUAGUGAUGAUAGUAAAGUCUCACCUGAACCUCUGAAUAGAGUAGAAACUGAACAGCCGCAGAAGAGAAAGAAGUUAAACCUCCAAGAAUACAAACUACGACGCGGCGCUAGCUCCAAUACUAGCUCAGCUCAAGUGAGUCCAGAAUCAAUAUUUCCCGAAAUGCCAACGACUAUUAACUUGGAGAAAGAUGUGAAAGUAGUUGUUAAUCAAGAACAAACAAUUGAAGAAUUAACUACGAAUACAUCUGAAAGUAAAGAUUCGUCAAAGAAAAUUUUCGAUCCUAUUCGAGAGGCGUCAAGAAAAAUUCUUAUGAACAGUAAGAAAAUGAAAGCAGAGGCAAUACGAAAAAGAGAUGAAGAUUUUGUUAUGAGCAAAAUUCCGAAAGUUGAGAAUCUCGAGUUAAAACCACUAAUAAGUGAUGCCGAAAUGAUGAAAAUCGUUGGAAUGUCGGCAGAUCCUAUAUUACCGAUCCCAAUAGCUACCGAAAUUAUUCAGCAAUCUUCAAAGGAUUACGACGAAAUCAUCAUGGUAAGCAUUGGAACGAAUACUGACGAGAAUAUGUUCAAGAGGACUGAAGUCAUGCCUGCAGUAAAGAAACCACAAUCACCCCCCAAAGAGAGCAAGUCAAUUAUCAACUUCAAAAUAAAGAAAUCCGAAAAUGUACUCAAGCAUAACGUGUUCGAUUCUACGAAAAACGGUAGAAGUCCCACUGAAGACAAGAAAUUCGAUAUAAACAUAGAUGAAGAACGAUAUAAAGGCAUUACAGCUACUUUAAAAAGCGUGGAGAAGCAAGUUGAGACUCGAAUAUCGAGUAAUUCACUCUUUGCUAGUAUCCAGGAUGUUGUUAUGAAAAAAGCUACAAAGCCACAUGCAGACAAUAGUUCGCCAGAAUAUAAAUACGCUAAACCUACUAUUAUCCGCGAUUACGACGACAAAGACGAUCACGGCGAGGACAAAGUUAUCCUCCAUCUUGAAAAGAAUCGAAGGAAACCAGAGUUAGCAGUGACAAUAAUACAAACAGAUUGUACUGAUGACUACAAACCUUUGCAAGCAGAAGUCACUGAAUGUCCACCAAUAGAGCUAUCAAUAUCGCCGCGGAAACGAAACGAUAGCGAUAUGUCUAUGUCCAGCGACACAAGUCCUGUUAGAAAACCGCAUUCCGAAGACAUAAAGAGUGCAGAAGUAAAAGAGAGGCAAAAGGAAUCGAACGAGAAGCAAAAAGAAAUGAAAGAGAAACAGAAAGAGGAAGCGCUGAAGAGAUCGCGUUCGAAAGAGCGUCACGCGUACAGGCGUUCGCGAUCGCAUUCUCGAGGGCACAGGAGGAAUAGAUCUAGAAGUAGAACCCGGUCUAGGUCCAGAGGUAGAUUUAAACGGUAUAGAAGGUCCGAUUCACCUUAUAGAAGAAAGAGACGGUCGUAUAGCAGACGAUCGCCGACACCUAGACGCGAUUACCGCCGGUCUAGAUCUAGAUCUAGAUAUGCCGAAAGAGCUAAGAGCCCAGUUAGAAAAAGUCAGCCCAAGGGCGACAAAAAGUUUACCAAGUCACUUUCGCCUCCCGUUAGGAAAGCCACGGUAUCGGAAAGCUCGGAUACUUCCACUUCUUCAAGUUCAUCAUCUGAAUCAAGUUCGAGCGCUUCCUCUAGAAAUUCUAGGUCAUCAAGUGUUUUCAGAAAAAAUGAGCAGAGGGAUCAAACAUUUAGAAAAUCAUAUAGCUCUGAGGAUAGAGAGAGCAAUACCCCAGUGGAAGAGAGACGGAUAGUGUUCGUGGGAAAGUUAGAGCAGGACAUAACUAAGGCAUCGUUACGGAGUCAGUUCACUAAAUUUGGGCCGGUCACUGAAGUCAGAUUGCACAGUAAGGAGGAUGGGACCCGGUAUGGUUUCGUGACCUAUCAGCGACCUCGUGACGCGUGGUCCGCCGUGGAGGCCGCAGCGACCUUCCCUCAAUAUGACGUCGGAUUUGGAGGACGACGAGCAUUCUGCAGACAGAGCUAUGCUGAUCUCGAUGGCCUCGAAGCCACAUACACUGAGAGCGCAUUCCACGGGCAAGGCGCUGCGCCGGUGCGUCGUAACGACGACAUGUCCUUCGAACAAAUGUUGCUAGACAUAAAAAAGAAAUUAAACAAACGAAAAGGCGACAAACGACCCGACGACAGUGCUUGA
This is a messenger RNA of Leptosia nina, 4788 nucleotides long. The record is from the annotation of a GenBank genome assembly. Lineage: Eukaryota; Metazoa; Arthropoda; Insecta; Lepidoptera; Pieridae.